GCAGAGGCGCGGAUGGUUGGCAAGCCGUUCGUGUGGCUCCUGGGCGCCGCUACCAACCUGCUGGCGGCCUGGAUCUCGCGUGCGCCGCCGUGUCCCACGGCCCCCUCGUGCCCAGCCUCGCCGGCGUGCCCGUCGGUGUCUUGCCCGAACCUCUCGUGCGGGGAGGUCCACUGCCGCGCGGCGGAGGAGCAGCUGACUUGCCCGGCGGCGCCCCCUGCGCCGCCCCCGUCGCCGGCGGCGCCCGCGGCGCCAUCGGCUCCCGAGCCGGUGCCAGCGCCGGCGGAGCCGCCAUCGAGCUCGUUCUGGAGCUGGGCGGCGCUGCUGCUGGGCCACGUGGUGCUGGCCGCGCUCCAGCUCUGGCGCGGCGUCAUCGGUCUCGUGAAGGGCCUCGUGUGCCGCCGCCAUGCAGCGGGGAGCAGUGACCCGCUGGACCUCCUGAUCUCUAGUGCUGACCACGACGUGUACGAGGAGCGGUACAGCCAGGGCAAUCCAGAUAUCGUCGCCGUGGUCUUCAGCCCGACUCGCCAGGCGCUUCAGGGUGUGGACCCGAACUUGCUCUACCGUUUCAGGCGGGAGCCGAACGGGCGCGAGACGGUCGCCAUCCAGGACGCUCUCGUUCAGGUAGCGGACCAGCUGUACUUGGAUCGAGAGCGCGCCGCUGGCCGACCGCGCGUGCUCCCUGCGGGCGGCUCCUACCUGGAGUUCGACUUCACUGCCGCAGCCCCGGGACCAGGCGUCCCUGGCGCAGGCCCUGCCGCUCUCGUGCCCGCGGGUGGAGCCGCCGCCGGCGCGGCGCCUGCGGCGCCCUUGGCGAUCGCGGCCGCCGCCGGAGCGGCUGGACCGCCUGUGGUGCCUGCCCCGGCUUGGGUGCUCAUCGGGAGUACCGGAGGAGGCAAUCGUGGCGAUGUAGUGCAGCUCAACGGGACCGAGCGGAUCGAGGGUGACAUCGGGCUCCUCCAGCUGAACGCGGGCUGGGUCGCCAUCCGUCGGAUCUCGAUGGACCCAUCGGUGUAUCGGUGCGCCGAGAGCGGGGCGGACAUCAGGCUGCUGGGCGUGCCACCUCGGCCUGACGGCUCCAGGCAGCGUCUGGCGUGGCGUGAGGCGGUGCCGAUGAUGGUGGAGAACGUCAUCCCUGGGUGGCUGCUCGACGGUCCUCGCACCAUGCUCUGGUGCGCACAGUUCAUCGACAGGAAGCGGGGCGGCCCAGCGGAGCACUACAAUAGCUUCGUGGCCUUCUACCACCUCACGAAGGAGGACUACGGGGUCGCCCACUACGAGAACAUCAUGAAGAUGAUGGAGCACCUCGCGUGCUGGGAUCAGGUGAACCUCCCCGACUUGGUCGGGGCGGAGCUGGCCAUUCGACAGGCGCAGCUCUACGAGUACAUCUACUCCAUGGAGUUCGAGGAGCCUGCCAGGCCGAGAGAGGGGGGGCGCCCGUGGGCCUCGCGGGUGCAGCAGAUCUACCUGUACAUGAGGUCAGUGCGCAGGCGCCUUGAGAAACGGCCCCACGUUCACGGCAUGGUCGACGAGAUGACCGACGCGCUGAACGAGUUUUGGGGCUGCCCGCCUGCGGCGCGCCGUCAAGCGCCCGCCGGCACGCCGGCGCCUGCAGCUGGCCACGCCCUCGUCCUCUCGGAGCUCCGCCAGGCCGCGGUGAGGUUUGGCCCGUGCCCAGAGGGCUUGGGCGGUCCAGGAGCCCUUGAGGAGCUCCGGAUAUCUCAACCAUACGAGGGUGACGCCACGUUGGUUGCCCCGGUGAGCUUCGACCUCGUCGACUCCAUCUCACUGCCUCCUGCUGGUAGCCGACCCGCCGCCCUGGAGACGAUCGACGAGAUGGCAGGCCAGAAUAUCGCUCAUCGGUUGAAAGAGUUACUCCUGCCCCGACAGCUGGGGAUGGAGCGCAUCAGAGAGGCAGGUCCGAGGCGACUCUACACGGACCCUGCCCUUCGCAACCCGCGCCUCUACGCGACGGUGGUGCGGCGGCUUAUGAACGCCGGGCUGGUUGACUUCAACAGCUCGGCGGUACACGAUGCAGCUGCUGCAGUGCAGAAGGAGCUGACGGCUUCAGACCUCCCCACUCACCCAGUGGAGGCAUCAGUCGGCGGCGACGCGCUGGGCUGGCACUUCGACGAGGACAAGCCCGUGAUCGGUCUCAGCGUCCGACUGCGCUGGCGGCUUCGCCUUGGUAUCGGCGAGCUGCUAGAGCGUGGCUGGUGCAGUGGCCACGCCAUGAUGAAGGUGAUGUCCCACUUAACGUCGAGGGCGCUAAUUCGCCGCGAGCUGCUGAGCUGCCCGGGGGCCGUGCACGGUUUCAUGGGGGAUGGCGGCCGCGAGAGGCGGCGGCUGACUCCGGCAGUGAAGCGGGAGCUUACCUGGCGCCGCGCGUUGCUGCCCCUGCGCUUUCGAGACGCCGGGCGGCCGCUUUCGCCAGUCGUGUCUUGCGUAGACGCAUCGUGGUGGGGUGCAGGGGUGACUGAGAAGACCAUCACCUCGGAUCAAGCUCGUCGUCUGUCUAUCUUCAACGAGCGAUGGAGAUUCAGUCGCGAUGGGGAGCAGCAGGUCGCCCCGCGGGACAUGGCCUUGGCCCGGGAGAGCAAGCAAGCUGAGCAUAUCACCACGUCAUGCAUUAGGCAAGCCUCGUCGCAGCACGAUCGAGAUCCAGCAGUCAUAGCAGCAGCCAUGGAGCAGCAAGUCCCUUUCCGAGUCGAGCCGAAGCUUAAUCGGGAGGUGGAGGUCACGUUCGAGGAGGUGCCAGAGGAGGUCUGGGCGGAAGGAUGCACAACAGCGCUGACCCUGCUUCUCGUGCCCAGGCUGGUGAUAUCCCCGAAGCCGUGCGGGCCAAGGCAUCGGGGCCUGCCGCGCCCUGUACGCUCGCCCAGGCAGCAGCUUUCGGACGCGAUGGCGGCGCCGCUGUCGAUGUCGGCCCUCGGCUGCACGGCGACGCCAGCUUCGCCGGCGCCGCGGUCUCGCAAGCGGCCAGCGGCUGCUGCGGCGGCUGCGGCUGCCAGCCAGUCGCGGCGCAGGCCGCGCGCGGCGUCAGAGGCUGCGGCGCGCCCAGCCGAGAGCGACCGCCGGGCCGUUCGCCGGCAGGAGAGGGCGAGCCGCUUCCCUGCGCUCCCGCCCUCGGCCCCCCGCCGGGGCUUGACUUUCCUGGAGGGGCAGUCAGUGGGGGAUGCGACCAGGGCGGACUACGAGCGCCGGCAUGCCGCCUUCAGCCUGUGGGCCUGCCAGCGGGGCCACUCGUUGGUGACGCCGGCGGAGGUGGACAAGGCGCUGGUGCUAUUCUUCCACGAGGAGUUCUUGGACGGGGGCGAGAGCAGCGACGCCUGGAAGCUGAUGGCGGCCCUCGCCUUCGUGCGCUCGACCUGCUUCCCGUGGAUGCCGAGCGUCAUUCAAGAGCUGCACCGCCGCGCGCCCGCAGGCCACCGCCUGUUCCCAGUGACCUACGCGCAGUGGAACUACCACUUCAAGGCUGUCGUCUCCGACCUCGGCCUGCAGGUCCUGGGCAACUUGACGCUGCACCAGCUGCGGCACGGCGGCGCGAGCCACGAGCUGUACGCGGCGGCGAGGAAGAUGCCCAACCUGCGCAAGACGCGGAUGUGCGAGGCUUUCAUCAGGGGCCGCUGUGACCAGGCGGAUUGCAAGUUCGCGCACGGCGAGGGAGACUUGACCAAGGCGGAGCUCUUCCACAAGACCACCAUGUGCGCGUGGCACGAGAAGGGCAAGUGCCGAUACGGGGCGUCCUGCCGCUUCGCGCACGGCGCCGACGAGCUGCGCGCGAAGGAGCCGCAGCGGCUUGCCCCGGCCAGGCUGUUUUCCGCUCCAGGCAGCCCGACGCCCAGCACGGAGUCCAUGGCCUCCGAGAUCAUGGACGGCUCCGACAUCAGCACGGCCGGCUCCCUCCAGGAGGAGGCCCGCCCAACGUCCUGCUUGUACACGGCGGCGCCCGCGGUGGCGCCGCUGGCGCCGCUGGGGCUCCGCUGCUCCCUCGACCUCCUGGCGGCACCUGGCCUCGCAGGCCGCUGGGGCCCCCCGCGGGCCGCGGGCGGCGCGCCCGCGGGGGGCGCUCGCGCGCAGGCCCCGCCGAGCCCCUGGGGGCCCCUGGGCGGCGCGGCCCGCCUCCCGGCCGGCGCCUCGCAGCUGCCCAUGAAGGUUGAGCAAGCGAAGCUGCAUCUCUGCAUGGUGCUGCACCAGCGCCCGAAGAACACGCCUCUGGGCUUCUGGGCCGUCGCGCAGCAGAGCCUGACGGCACUGGCACUCUGAGUGACCUGCCUUGCCUUGGGGUAGAGGUACCCUUCUCGAAAGCGAUGUGGACAACCUUUCAUCUGCUCUCGCGCUACUCUGGUUCGAGGGGACCGCGUGAGCUGCACCAUGUCGCUGCUCAUUGCCGUUGUUAUGCGUCGUCUGCUCAUGGCGCAGGCCUGAGCUGUGGACAGAUGGCGUCGCUUGGCACUUGUUGUAGGAGGACGACGACGAGGAGGAGCGAAGCGCCGCCCGCGUCCUGCCAGUUAGGCCAGCUGUCGAAGGGCCCCGGUGCUUGAUGUUAUGUGCUUCGCUGUCUUUAUUUCUCUCUCUCUCUCUCUGACCUUCUCUAUAUCACUUUCUUACUCCGAGGAGGAGGAGGAGGCAUCCUCGCCCCUCAAUUCCCGCGCCCCUUCGGUGCGCGCGCCGCCUGUUUUUUCCCCCUGCUCCUUUCGCCCCCCCCGCCCGCCCUCGGCAGCGGCAGCGCCAGCCGCCCGGACACCCGUCCCCGCCGCCGAUGGGGGGUGGGCGUGCCUUGUGGGGCCGCGGGCGCAAAGGUGGCAUGGUGGUGCCACAACGGGCACGCCCAAUGCCGACAUCCGAAUAAU
Molecule: messenger RNA, 4850 nt
Organism: Prorocentrum cordatum
Lineage: Eukaryota; Dinophyceae; Prorocentrales; Prorocentraceae
Source: the annotation of a GenBank genome assembly